ACUGUAACUACUGCCAAGCAGAUUGCACGUCACUUCGAGUGAAAUGUGCAGAAUGCACCGAUUUCGAUUUGUGUCUUCAAGUAAGGAUUGUAGAGUUGUUACUGACUCGUUGAUCUAUCUUCGUCAUUAAGCUCUGUCUUUUUUAUUAUUCAAUCACUGAUUUCGUUUUAGUGUUUCGCUUGCGGCGCGGAAAUGGGUAAACACAAAAGAGGACACGAUUAUCAACUUAUGGUAGGUCACGUGAUGAUAUGCGCUUUCACAAGCCUUGCAAAAAAUUUUGGGUGGCUUCCAAAAUUUUGUCUUCGUUUUCACCAUUCUGGUUUGAUUAAAACUAAAAUUCUUAAAUUCAUAUAGUAUUUUUCUUUAACUUGGAGUCUUUUCUUUGUUAAAUUUUUAAGGUGAUCUACUAGUGAGACCUGGAAUUGUUUUCUGAAUAUUAGCGGACAAUCCUUCCCCCCCCCCUCUUCUGCCCUACAACUUCUCACAGGAUCAUCUCAUUAUUCUGGUCAUAAGCCCAACUCCACCCUCCCCUCACCUGUUUAUUCCUCAUUCUGAGUGUGCGUGUGAAGAGUCCACAAUAUUGGUCUGAGGUCAGCCUGCAAGUAUGUGCAAUGAUCAUUACACCCACUUUCCCAGUCUCUCUUCCAAGGUUCUGAUAUUUGUCAAACUUUCCUUCCUCUCCCUUAAACUGAGUUUUCUAGAACUGUGAUGUUAAUUGCUUGAAGAGACUUAUUACUUGAUAUGUCUCUUCAUGGUUAUUGAGAACCAACAAAUGAAGUUAUCUUGCUCUGUUCUCAUGACCACUUUGAAUGCUAUAAUUGCAUAUUUAUUUGAAAGUUUGUUUCCCCAUGACACUCUGUGAUACUUUAAUAUAUCAUUACUGCAAAAAAUGAUAUUUUUUCAGCUUAUUUCAUUACACCUCUAACAUUAAUAUUAUCAUUGUCUUCAUUAUUAUUUUCAUUAUCUUUAUUUACAAGUAUAUCAAUAUUCAGUUAAUAUCUUAAGAUAACUGAGGAGAUCCUGGUGACAUAUCUCAAAAACUUGUAUUGUUCAGGAUGGAGGGACAUUUCCAUUGUUUACUGAGGACUGGACAUCUGAGGAAGAAGUGCUGCUUUUAGACGCUAUAGAGCAGCAUGGCUUUGGAAACUGGUAAUCGCAAUUUACAAUGUGUAACUUACAUUUGGCUCACCAACAGUUUUUGACAAGCUCCAGUGGAAAGGCUUGAGACUAAAGCUAUGCAGUCUGAUUGAUAUGGUUAGGGAAACAGAGUGAUCUAAUGUUAGCUAACUGGCCUGCCUGCAGAUUGAAAGGUGUAAGUGUAAACCCUCCCUGGGUCAGGGGCAAGGCACUUCAUUGAAUGGGUUCUGGGAUGGGUACCUGGAAAAAAUGUUUAGGGUGUAUCCCUUUUUCUCAAGAAGAGAAGCAAUUUUCCUUCUCAAUUCAUGCCUGAAAAACUAGGAGAAGAUCCAGUACCCAUGAAAAUCAGUCUCAUAUACAGGAUGAUUGGGAAGUGCAAUACAUUUUAGAUUUUCCUUGUGCCAUUGUUAUUCAUGUUUUUUUUUUUUCAGGGAUGAUGUCGCUGAUCACAUUGGUACCAAAACAGGGAAAGGUCUGCCAGGCAUUCAAUGUGUUGAUUGAUUGAUUAAUUGGUUACUUAUUUAACUAACUUUUCACUAGACUACAAUCUGUUCAUAGCUGAUAACAAAUAAAAGCGUGUUCUUGCCAUCAAGGACUUGUUUAAAACCCUUUACAAAGUACUGAUUGGUAAAGUCUCAUCUCACAUUCUCAAAUAUGUAACUACCUGUUAACAAUUUUCUGAUGAAUGAUAAGAAGCGAAUAACAUAUCCAAGACAUUUGCGAAAUUGUGUGAUCCAUUAAGUUUUUGACAAAAUGUGGCAGUAAAAGCUGUUCAAAGUUAGGAAUCAUAUUGAAAUGUUUAAUUAGGAUCUUUAUAAUUCUUCUGUCUCUCCUUGUUGGCUCGUUUUUCUCAACAACAUGUUGAAAAAGUUUUUUUUUUUAUAAAUCUAUCUUUAUCAACAGAGACCAGUGAACAUUAUGCAGACAAUUACAUCUCAGGAGUUGUUGGACAAGGUAAUAAUUUGUGUUAAAUAUUUCACAAGUUCUUUGUUACACAGGGCGAUGAUGAUGAUAAUGAUAUUAACUUUAUUCCUGUGUCAAUUUAUUCAGCUAAACAGUAAGUUUGUGUUCUGUAAGAUUGUAUUCUGUAUUCUCCAACUGAAUAUUUUGCAAGCUGGACCAGUUCUUAGAAAGUUCAAUGCUCAAGUUAUCAUCUGACCUCAUUAUUUAUUUGUUGUCCUAUUACGCCAUGACAAAUGAAUUAAGUAUCUCUUUUUGGAAUUUAUUUCUCUUUGAAAAAGUAGAUACUAUAAGUCAGUUUACUUCUCAUGAAGGAUAGCUGCUGGAUACAGAAAAAAACCGUAUCAUUUCAAAGCCACGAAGUAUUUUUUCUGAAGACAGGAUGUGUUUCAACCCAGUGCCUCUGAUUUCCAAUGACAAUUUUAUAAUUUUCUAUCUCAUUGUGUUAUAGCGACUGUUGAACCUUUUAAGAACAAAAUAGUUGAUCAUACAUCUGCUGAUCAAGGUAUGGCAAAUAACUAUAAGUUUGAUGAAUAAAGAUGAUACCUCUAUGCGCUGAAAAUAAAGUGAUUUGUUUUAAUACAAUAGCCACACUUUGAACUGACAGAAGUUGUGUAGAAUCUGAACUUUUUAUCAUUCAGUGACAAUUGUCCUUUUGAAGCAGCGAAUUUGAAUGUGUUACUUGAAAUGCAGUAUUAAGUAAUUAAUCAAAGAGGCCUUUACUUCUCUCCAACUUACAGAAGUACUGUCGCCAACUCUCUUGCACCCCCCUGAACCUGUGGAGAUGAAUAAUACUGAACAGCAGGAGCUAGGAUAUAUGCCACUCAGAGAUGACUUUGAAAAGGUAAUUAUAACAGAAUUUACAGUGCCAUUUUACCAGAUCAUUCAAAAUGCUCAGCCACCUGAGAUAACCUUUUUCACAGCAGCCUCAGAUGUGAUUUAGUGAUAGCUUCCUGGCCAUUGUAAAGGAAGUUGUAAAAGUCAGCACUAUGUUGCCAUAACCUUGUUUUGGUUAUAGUAAAACUGUAUUUUAAUAGUAAUCCACAGUUAAGAACUACGAUGAACAGACCAAAACUAGUCAAAGGAACUCAUCUUGCCUUACACAGGGCAUCAAAAGUACUCAUUUUUUGUGAAAAAUGUAGAAGCAAGAGGAUAGAGCCAUUAAGUAACUGGUAGAUAUUACCCACAAUUAUAUGAAACAUAGCUUAGGCCAUUUCCAUUUAGAGAGAGAAUUUUGCAUCCUUGUUGGUAGAGAAAUCUCUGACUUUUGAAGUCUCCUGAGCACUUAAAAAUUUAGUCAAUACUGCCCAAUACUGCUCAAAGGAUGUGGCUUGUGUAUCACUAUUGUGUAACACCAUCCAUCUAGACUUGAUAGGUGAGAAAUUGGGAAGUAAAUCACAAUUUUUUUUUUCUGUAGGAAUAUGAUAAUGAGGCUGAAACUCUUGUCAGUGGUUUACAGUUCAAUUAUGAUGACGAGGAUGUGGAAGUAGGUAAGGAUGAAAAAAUUCAAACUUGGUGAAGUGUUUUCAAGACAUCCUAAAGGGUUUCACAUACAUCUCUGCUCAAUUUAGCAAAUUGGAAUCAUGUAAUUAUUUGCUUACAGCACAAUGUAUACAGUUAGCUCCAGUAAUCUAGUUUCUGUUUUGUUUUGUAGAUUUAAAGCUAGGAAUAAUAGAUAUGUAUUUAAGAAGACUCAAGGAAAGACAACACAGAAAGAAGUAAGUACAAAUAACUUUUUGUAAGAAACAUUUUCAACUGACUGAUGGAUGUAUCCCUUACAGCUUUGCGAGCUGUUUACCAAGUAGGGUUCAUAUUAAAAGAUUGUCAUUUCAAAGCCAGUAAAAGCCUCUGUUAUGCAGUUCCAUUAUUUUUUGGCAUGUUUUAGUGUUUAUUUGUUUGUUCUUGUUUGUGAGCAGCUCAUUUCAAAUCUUAUUCUCACUUCAUCCUGGUCAAGAUGUCUGUGGUAAGAAGGUGCCAGGUUGCUUUUUUAAGGGGGUGGGGCUGGGGGGUUUGGGUUCAAAUGACCCCACCUCCUUUUUUUCAAAGGAGUUAUUGAUUUAUAGUUUUAACAAAAAAGUGACUUAACACUCUCACCUCUUAUUGCUGGUAUGACAUUAAGGUAAACACCAAGCUAGAAAGCUCUUCUGAUACAACCCCCUGAGUAAGCUCAGAUAAAAAGUCUUGUAAUCUAGUUGGUUGAAAAAUUUGACAUAGUUCUCCUCUCUUUUGUAAUGUUUAACCCCUUACACCCCAAGAGUGAUAAGCAUCUAAUUUCUCCUCACUGUAUCAUCCCUGAAUCACACAUUAAGGUGACAAGAAUAAAGAAAAUGAUCACCAACUAAAGAAGCUCUUGAUUGUUAAACAAAUUCUCCUUAUCAGCCCCUUAGGAAAUUUAUAGAGAACAGUAUGGAGAAUAUGCAUACUGAUGUUAGGGUGUAAAUGAUUAAGGUGAGGGUUUACAGGUAGCUCAUGUACAGUAGCAUUGAUGACAAUGUUUUAUUUCAUUUCUUUCCAGCAUUGCAAGACAACAUGGACUUAUUGCCAGCAAACACAGAAUAAUAGGUACCAAAAUCCAGCUAAUCACCUCAUAUUUAUCACACAGCAUGUUAUAACUGUUGCCCUUACAUGUAUCCUCACAACUCAACUUGCAGUGGCCUUUACAGCCACUUUGCCAAUCAUACCGGUAAUUAAAAAUCAAGUAUUUUUUAACAGCCAAAAGGAUUCCGUUUAUGCACCCUUGUGCUUAGCCAGUUACAAUUAUGAAAGGCUGUACCAAAUUAUCACUUUCAUGACUUUUGAUGAAACUUUUAGUUUAUUUUACUAUUUUCCUUCCAGCAUCAGUUAUUUUUGAGCAGAUUUUGAAGAAGGGGAGGGAUUCUUUUCAGAGGUUGUCAAGUCUUGUCCUCACAGAAGUCUAUGAACAUAUUUCAUGUAGAGACUUUGUUUUUGUUCCAGCUCUUCGAAGAAAGUACAGCAAAGAGGACAGGUUAGUGAUCUGUGUACAUCAACAGAGAACAAAAAGAUGAUGAGAUUAUGAUUUUCCUUUCCCAGACAUUAGUUAAUUGUUCCUUUGACCUUAAAACAGGGCUUGACAGUUUUAUUAUACUGUUUUCUUAGUGCGAGUUGUUACUUCCAGCAUUGGAAACUGUACAUGAUGAUGUUUUAAAAUCACCUUCAUCUUUUAUUUGUAGGGAGUUCAGGGAUGCCACCAGAGUUUUUGCGAGAUUUAAAAGCCACAGGGAAUGGGAGGAAUUUCUAAAUGGUCAUUUACGUAAGAAGAAACAGUGUGUAAAAAUUAUAAAUCUCGUAACUAAAAUCUUUGUAACAAAUGGAUCUCAAUUUUUCACUGUCUGUACUCAAUUAAUGACAAUAGACGUUAAGUCAGAAACUGAAACAACGAGAAUUAUUAAGUUUUGAAUAAUUUUUUAUGGGUGUGAAAGUUUACCAUUUUGUCCGUGUGUUUUGAAAUUGUCAAAUUUUUUUUUAUGCACUUUCAGGCGAAAGAGAAUUGCGAGCAAGAAUCAAAGAUCUCACGAGAUACAGAAAGAAUGGAAUCACAAAACUAGCAGGUAAUCUUUUGCUAAAGUAAGACCUAAAACGAGCGGGAUUUUAUAUGUAGUAACGGCAAUACGGCGCUCGCUUUUAAAUUUCUUUUUUAUUGCAAGAUAGAGGAUUAGUAUGAAUGAAAUCGGCACAAUGUAACUUUGUUUUUGGCGGAAAACAUUAAUUUUACAGGAAGUUUGCCUAGGAAAGCGAAUUGAUUCUUAAAAUAAAGUGUUAUCUCAGUGAAACUUACAUUUAGAGUUUUAAGGCGUUUUUCGCUAAAGCUGAACUGGUUAAACCUGUUUGACACGUUUUCAGAGUGUCAAGAAUAUGAUGAACAAAGGUUGCGACGAGAAAGAAGAAAGGAAAACAAAAGGAAAAUGGUGGUAAGUCUUUGUACGCUUUCUGGCCGAAGUUAGAAUUGUCACGACAUGGUUGUGAUGGAGCUUUUUGGAUUUUAGCUUCCAAUUUCAACAUGGUGGAGCUAGUUAAACUCUCAGAAGUGAUUAACAUGUAACUUCUCCUUAUAAUAUUCAUACAUUCCUUAGCAAACAGGCAAUGAGAAUACUCAGGUAGAAGUUGUCAAUUGAUCUGACACCAAAUUCACGUAACUAAUUUAUUAGGAAAUGUGUAACGGCAAGAGGGGAGAAUUAACAAUCAGAGCUUAGGAGUCUAAGGGUUUAUUUGUGAUCAACAGCUAGAUCUUCAAUGACCACAGUAAAUAAAGCGAUUGACAUAAUCAUAUUUUCCGGUCCUUCCUAGGGUGGAACCCAACCGAGAAGAACGAACGUGUCGAUGGGAAAAAAGAAUGAGUAAGUGAAUUGAAUGUUGUGGAUUGUUCUUGAAUAUCACCUCUUCGUAGAUUCUAGAAUAUGUCACCAUAUUUAUUCGGUGAAUUGUUUCCUCCGUAGGGCCUCAUCAGAAGACAAGGAUGAAAAAGGUACUAAACUUAGACGAUUUCAUUAAGACAAAAAGUUGUACCCUCUUGUGUGGACAUAACUCGAGUCCGCAGACUAAAAUUGCAAAGUUGCGCACAAUUCAACUGUUUGUUCUUCCUUUGCAGAUCGAUCGCUAUCGUCACCAAGUUUUGAAGAUCAGAUGAAAAACUGUCCGACCUACAAUUUACUGUCAUUAAUGGAGAGACAGGUGGGAAAGAUGGCUGUGGUUUAUCUAAACGUUUCUUUAAAAAAAUUUUAGGACGUAAAACAAUGUGCUGUGAUGUACCUGUAAGCGAACAUGUCGAAAUGUAAGCGUUGAUGAUUCUCCAUGGAGUUUUGACGCACCUCCCACGUUGGACAAGUUAGAGUCCAUAUGAGAGCGCUUUUCGAGCGACUGUCGUAAAUCCAAAUCUGAAGUUAUCACAGCAGCCAAUCAGAUGUUGGAAAAUAUUGUAAGAAGCCAAUGAGAACUGAAAAUAAAACAAGCAAAUUGCUUCAAGCGCCGAAAAACACCAGUGAACAAAACGCGAUUAGCUUAAGUUUUGUAUCUGAUUGGUCGAGAGGAUGGCGCUAGCUCUUUAGACCAAUCACUGAGCAAAAUGAAGCAAAGCCAUCACAAUCCCGGAUUUCGUUAAACGCCCAUUUGAAAAGUGUUCUAUAGGAGGAAAGUAUUUGUACGAACCUUAUCUUUAGUAGCCCUCUGAAAAUUUGUUUUUCUCUUCCACGACAGCUCUGCGCUUCUAUGCACAUGAAACCUGGAUUUUAUCUUACAAUCAAAACAAUUGUUUUAAAGGUGAGUUAGUUUGAUAUUAGGUUUUUUUCGUUUCGCUGAUUUUUUUACUCGUGCGACGGACUUCGCUAAAAAGGGGAGACUGCUCGUGGUCUUUGUUCGACGCAACUCAGCCGUAACUCAUUGGAGAAUGUUAACUCUGUGUAUUUAUUCAAUAUCCUGGCACAGUCAAGGUACACUGUUUAAUGAACGAGGACGGUGUAGUCAUGUGUGGGUUGAAUUUGUUGUUGGUUAUCGUUCGUUCACUGAGUACACCCCGGGUUUCUUAUUAGUCCUUCUUCAAGAAAAGCUAACAUACAACUAGUCUAUUCUUGUGUUUUUCGCGUCAACAUGUUCCCGCCAACAGCGUAGCUCCAUCUUCCUGUUUAUAAAUCACACAGAACUCCUAGUUCCUCUGAUUCGCUCUGACGAAGGGCUAGCGCUAGGACAUCAGCUUUAGAAACUCUUUACGGAGGCCACUUAUUUUUUAAUAUCCCCCACCCCUCCCCCGCCCCUUACCGACGUAGGACCACAGUUUCUUCAGGUCUUUAACCUCUUAAACCAAAUCAGGUUAGGUUACCAGCCGCUGGUCGUUAAAUGAGCCUGCGCUCCUUCUCAGAUAAAAGCGGAUAUCUAGCUUUAAACCGAGCCGACCUGGGAGCAGACAGCUGAUAGGGAGGUUUAUAUACACCUCCGCUUUGAUUUACACUUUAUUACAAAAUACCUUAACGCCUAGGGGAAAGGUGUAGGAUGUACUGUACAUAAUCUUGCGUUUUUACCAUCUAAGAGGGCUGAUAAGUUGCUUUCCUUCUACAGGACAAUCUACUGAGAAGGCAAGGUGUUCAGGUUAAAACUCGAUAUCCACCGAAUCUCGACAAAACACAUAGAAAACACAUCAUGAAUUUCCUCAAAGAGAGCGGCUGGGUCGCCACUUCGUGAAGCUGACACAACAGUCAUUCGAUGUGAAUACAUAAUACAAUAUAAAGUAACUUCUAAUGUACUGUACGAUGACAGAAUGUACAAAGGAAAUGUAAAUAUUUAGGCCUAUAGUCCACUGAAUGAUAAGUAAUAUUUAAGAAAGAUUGAGGUGUACAGUUUUAGUCCAUAUGUAAGCGGCGAGUUCAGCCAUAAAAAUGAAGACGAGUGGAGGGUGUUUUACAAAAUGUCAAUAUCAAAAAUUAAAGUGAAUUAUGACACUAACAGAUGGUAGAGUGAUAGUUGAAGUGAAUUUUGUGAUUGUAUGUGCGUGUUUUUGUGCGCGCGCCCCUCAGAUACUGAUUUUAAACAAUCCCUAUGACGCGUUCCGAGCUGCCCUCUCUCCCUUCAACUGA
Molecule: messenger RNA, 8678 nt
Organism: Pocillopora meandrina
Lineage: Eukaryota; Metazoa; Cnidaria; Anthozoa; Scleractinia; Pocilloporidae
Source: the annotation of a GenBank genome assembly